GCCGCGCGUCUCCUUCCGCGACACGCUCUCAGUCUCACGCCACAGCUCGUCGCGUUCGUCAACGGUCGACCCAUCGCCUAUGGAAGGAAGGCGCGAGCCGGAGGCGGACGGCGGAAAGGCCGGGGGCCUCCCGCCGUCGGAGCCGCCGCACCUGCAGGGCCAGCCGCCGCAGGAGUACGGGUACGGCACGUUCCAGGGUCCUCGACAUCCUCCCGUCGGGUUCCCGCAGCCUGCCCCGCCUCCCGGGCUCGGCAGCGGCGGCUAUCACAACCAGCAGCAGCCGUACGCGCCUGCGGAGACGUACUACGCCCAGGGGUACCAGGCCGUACCAGGCUAUGGUCCUGUUGCUGAAGGAAGACCUGUGAGAAUGAGGCGUCUCCCAUGUUGUGGCCUCGGCUUAGGCUGGUGUCUGUUCAUAACUGGGUUUUUCUUGGCUGCCAUUCCAUGGUUCAUUGGAGCUUUCGUUCUUAUAUGUGUGCGGGUACAUGACCAACGAGAGAAACCAGGAUACGUUGCUUGCACAAUUGCUGCCGUUGUUGCUGCCGUUGCCAUCCUCUUGGGGGUAACUAAAGGAACGCACGUGUGGUGAAUUGCCUCCAGAGAAGGCAAUCAAUGUGUAUUUGCGUUGUAUAUCUGUGUGUGCUAAAAAGUGUGGAGCAACAUCCAUGUGAUCUUAUGUCCAUAUAUAUUCUACUUUGCAAUGAAGUUUGAAAUGUAGUAAUGUACCAUCUGCUUCUUGUAAGCAGCACUGCAUCAUAUAUAAUAAGAUACCUUUUAUUUAAAUUGCGG
Zea mays is the source of this 789-nucleotide messenger RNA. Its product is annotated as 60S ribosomal protein L18a-like. Bases 80 to 589 code for a protein of 169 amino acids. The transcript is spliced from 4 exons. The record is from RefSeq and is marked provisional. Lineage: Eukaryota; Viridiplantae; Streptophyta; Magnoliopsida; Poales; Poaceae.